UACAUUUUCCUUUCAAUAUGGGUCAAAUCUACAAAAUCGAUGCUUUUGCUAUUGUAGCUUUAAUUUGCUGCAUCUACACUGUUCCAACGGUAGGAUUCAAUUAUAUCGAAAAUAUGGUCCUGUCUUAUGACAACGAUACACAAAUAUGGCAAUGUGACUUAAUGACAUGCUCUAAGGGUAUGUUUGGCUGCAAUAUUCAACUUCAUAACACCUACAGUAAUUCCUCGAAAUAUAUCCAACAUAUCACAACUUGCUACGAUAGUAAUUUCAAUAUUUAUGCAUCCGCAUCAAGAUUAACGCCAACCGAUGGAAAUGAAACUGUUUCGAUAAAUAUAUAUUCGUACUUGGGAUGUUAUACGGUAGCGAGCACAGGUUAUUCUAGAAGUAGUCAAACAAUAAAUGGUACAGUUAGUGUACAGGACUGGCCAAUGUUCCAAAAUAUCACACAACAAAUGGUUGAUGAUAUUGAAAAUCAACCAUGGUAUCUUGAAUAAUCAUUUUUUUACUAAUCGGUUUUACUGAUUUUUUAAAUAAAAAUAAAAAACAUUUA
Messenger RNA from Teleopsis dalmanni, 550 nucleotides. RefSeq lists its product as uncharacterized. The coding region runs from base 18 to 494 and encodes 158 amino acids. The record is from RefSeq and is a predicted model, not a curated record. The transcript has 3 exons. Lineage: Eukaryota; Metazoa; Arthropoda; Insecta; Diptera; Diopsidae.